ACACUCCUGUCAAGUGACAAAAUAACUUUGUAAAAGAGGUAAAGCAGCAGUAGGACUGUGUGCUAUGGUAGGUUUAACAUUUUAGUUCCAUGUCUCUUCACUUUCGUUCUCCAAAGUGAACGAUCUGACGGAGGUUUCUGAAAAUGAGCAUCACAGUGGUUGACUUUGGAUGUUAUGGACUACAAAUCAAUAAGGCUGAGGACGUGGAACUGGGGAUCCUUGCUAAACAAAUCACAAGUGCAUUAAGUGACAUUGGAUUUGUAUACCUGAUAAACACUGGCAUCCAAAACAGUGAGGUGCUUAGUGUAAUGGACAUCAGCAGAAAAUUCUUCGCACUCCCACAAGCCGUGAAGGAGCAGUUCUCUCGCUCAUUUGAUUCAAAGCACUUGAAUCAUGGCUGGGUUGCCAUAGGCUCAGAAAGGUUAAAUACAUCACGGCCUGGAGAUCUGAAAGAGGCAUUCAAUGUUGAAGCACUGUCCCUAGAAAUAAAGUGGCCUCCAAAUUCACUUGUUAAUGAGUUCCAAACUACCCUAGAAGGUUUCUUCAGGCAUUGUGAACAACUUUCUCUCCGUAUACUGAACAUAAUUGCUUUGGGCCUGGGACUGAAUGCCAGUGACUUUGUUAGCCAGCAUAAACUGAUGAGUACAAAUAAAAAUAUGACCACUCUCAGAUCUUUGUAUUAUCCACCCAUUGACAAAUCUACAGUGAAGAAGGGCCAGACACGGUGUGGAGAGCAUUCUGACUAUGGGACAAUUACCUUACUGUUUCAAGAUUCCUCUGGAGGGUUAGAGGUAAUGCACAGAACUGGAGAAUAUAUUUACAGUCCACCAAUUCCAGGAGCAGUUCUUGUUAAUAUUGGAGAUCUGAUGCAAAGAUGGACGUCUGAUCUUCUAAUCUCAACAAAACACAGAGUAAUGCUGCCCUCUGAUGACAAGAAUAUUAUCCGUCAGUCUGUCGCAUUCUUUGUACAUCCAGAUGAUGACACCGUGAUUACCAGCUGUGAUGGUUCAAAUAAGUAUCCUCCAAUUACAGCAAAGAACUAUGUGUUAGAACGAUUUAAUGAUACCUACAAUUAGUAGAAAGAAAUAUGAUUUAUAAGGGAUUCUGUAAUGAAAUGCAAUAUGUGGUAGUAUGUAAAACAAGAAGUAAACUGUGAUGUGAUUUCAUGUCUGUUUUACUCAAACAUAGUGAUGCAACAGCUAAAUUAGAAAAUAAAAUUUUUGAUCUGAAUGUUAAAAUAAUUUCAGAUAAUACUUUUCCUGACAGAAUAUGAUAACGUCUUUUAAGUACUUGUCAAUUUUAAAAUCAGUUUGAAAAUAGGAAGAUGAAAUUACAUAGGGACAUCAGCAUACGAUAACAGUAAUGCAUAUUCUGUCCCAGCUUCUAACUACAACAAUGAUAAAAGAACAGACAGGCUAGUGGUAUAGCAUCUGUUGAGCCAAUCAGCAAUGAAAGGGGGGGUUUCUAAUGCAGAUGAUUUUUUUGGGGGAUAUAGAACCAGUAUGUAUAACAGGGUCUAUAUCAAAAUCAUGAAAGAUGGAAACCGCAAAUACGUCGACACAUAAAGAGCAAACCACCUAGUGAGCGAAAACCAAAACAUCGAAUGGAUUUCCCUAACCAACAGUGCCAUGCAGGUAUACCUAAAAUAAGUACAAAAAAGUAACAUAACACACUUUUGCAGGGGGGCAAGCCCCCUGCACCCCCCAUGUGGAGGGCUGCGCUCUCCUCCCCACCCUGCUUAAAGAUACCAACUCCAAGACUGCACUAGAGUGGGGGAAAGGGUAUAUUCUCUUAUCCCCAGAAUCACACUACUGGCCAAACUAAUCUGUUUGAUGUUUUGCUUUUCGUUCAAUAGGUGGUUUGCUCUUCUGGUAGUUUGCUUUUUAUGUGUCGAUGUAUUUGCGGUUUCCGUCUUUCGUGAUUUUAAUAUAGACCCAAAAUAAUACCGCAGAAAAGUUCAGACAUCAACACAGAAAAACACUUAGUCUAAUCUUCCUAAUUCCUAGUUAUUUCUA
Messenger RNA from Protopterus annectens (West African lungfish), 2015 nucleotides. Its product is annotated as 2-oxoglutarate-dependent dioxygenase htyE-like. The record is from RefSeq and is a predicted model, not a curated record. The coding region runs from base 144 to 1076 and encodes 310 amino acids. NCBI's taxonomy places the organism in Eukaryota, Metazoa, Chordata, Ceratodontiformes, Protopteridae. Gene Ontology annotation, molecular function: dioxygenase activity. The transcript is spliced from 7 exons.